GGGUCCUUCAAGGCUGUAGUCGCAGCCGCUUCUAUGAGGCCCCCCUUCGCCUCGCCGGCUGCACCACCGCGGGAUGUCUGCGUGGAGCUGCCGCCGCUGAGGCUGCCGGGGCCCGAGGGGGCUCCAGGGCCGGUCAUGGGGGCCGGCACAGGGGUGAGCGGCGGAGGAGGAGGAGGCGGCGCCCUCUUGCCCGAGCGGCUGCGGCUCCCCGUUUGCUGCUUGGGCGUCUUCGUGUGUUACUUCUGGUACGGCGUCCUGCAGGAGACAAUUACAAGAGGCAAAUAUGGGGAAGGCGCGAAGCAGGAGAAGUUCCGCUACGCCCUUUCUCUGGUCUUCAUUCAGUGCGUAAUCAACGCCAUUUUUGCCAAGCUACUGAUCCAGUUUUUCGAUACCGUCAAGGUGGAUCGGACGCGGCACUGGCUGUAUGGCGCCUGUUCCCUCUCCUACCUGGGAGCCAUGGUCUCCAGCAACUCGGCCCUGCAGUUUGUCAACUAUCCAACGCAGGUCCUUGGGAAGUCCUGUAAACCAAUCCCAGUCAUGCUUCUAGGGGUGACAGUUCUGAGGAAGAGGUACCCUGUGUCCAAAUACCUGUGUGUCUUACUGAUAGUCUCGGGCGUGGCCCUUUUCAUGUACAAGCCGAAGAAGGGAGGUGACGUUGUGGACGAGCAUCUCUUUGGGUACGGUGAACUCCUGCUGUUGCUGUCUUUGACGUUGGACGGGCUUACCGGAGUGUCCCAAGAUCACAUGAGGGCACACUUCCAGACCGGCUCCAACCACAUGAUGCUGAACGUUAAUCUGUGGUCCACACUAUUCCUAGGAGCUGGCAUCUUAUUCACAGGAGAGCUUUGGGAGUUCUUGAGCUUCACGGAACGUUAUCCCAGUAUCAUAUACAACAUCCUUCUCUUUGGCCUCACCAGCGCUCUGGGCCAGAGUUUCAUCUUCAUGACAGUGGUCUCCUUUGGACCCCUGACCUGCUCGAUCGUCACCACCACCCGCAAGUUCUUCACCAUCUUGGCUUCGGUCAUCUUAUUUGCCAAUCCUAUCACCAACUUGCAGUGGGUAGGCACCAUCCUGGUGUUCCUGGGACUUGGACUGGAUGCCAAAUUUGGGAAAGCUUCCAAGAAAACCUCACAUUAAGAAGUUGGCUGGGUAGCUCUCUCUUCAGAACCUCAAGCAUAACAAACUGUUAACUUAUUGUCUUAUUUCUCAGUGACCGUUGUUGGAACGGACUCAGGAUGAGUGCUUGGGGAAAG
Euleptes europaea (tarantolino) is the source of this 1253-nucleotide messenger RNA. It is a transcript of the gene SLC35B1, whose product is annotated as solute carrier family 35 member B1. NCBI's taxonomy places the organism in Eukaryota, Metazoa, Chordata, Lepidosauria, Squamata, Sphaerodactylidae. Gene Ontology annotation, molecular function: UDP-glucose transmembrane transporter activity; UDP-galactose transmembrane transporter activity. The transcript is spliced from 9 exons. Bases 34 to 1137 code for a protein of 367 amino acids. Gene Ontology annotation, cellular component: endoplasmic reticulum membrane; Golgi membrane. Gene Ontology annotation, biological process: UDP-galactose transmembrane transport. The record is from RefSeq and is a predicted model, not a curated record.